Molecule: messenger RNA, 6872 nt
Organism: Paramormyrops kingsleyae
Lineage: Eukaryota; Metazoa; Chordata; Actinopteri; Osteoglossiformes; Mormyridae
Cellular component (GO): cytoplasm
Molecular function (GO): glycosyltransferase activity
Source: RefSeq, a predicted model, not a curated record
GUGACUUGGCUAAACUGAGCACCGGAUAUAAGAAACAGCUCACAACAGAAGUAUAGAAAUAAGCAUGCAUUACCAGGAUUCCACAGUUCAGUGUCCCUGCCCCAAUAAGUAAAUGGAGCGCCCAGGCAACACUGCAACCCCCACACGUACAAUGAUCUAAGCACAGCGAUCUCUAAAACACUCGUUAGAAUAUUUCACAAUCAGCUAAAACACACUGCUAGAGUUCAUAUUGCAUUCCAAUAAGGAAACAUAUAUUAUCGGAAUAACGUACAUGAAAAGGAAAUAUGUGCUCUCUUAAAAAAAUUUCUGUGGUUUUUAACGGUAGUAACAAUCUGAUAAGGAAAUGUAUGGUAUCAGAUGAGCAUAUCUAUAGCAUGAAACAGAGCUAACUCCUCUCCAGCACUCAUUGUAGUUAUAACUAUACCUACACAUAACAGGAAAGCAUAAUCGGUUACUUUUCGUCGCAUAUUCUUCAAACGGUAUGCUAAAUGUAUGGGCUAGCUGAGAUCAUUAUGCAAUUCUGUUCUACACAUGCGCUGCAAAUGAGAGCAUGCUAUUCUGAUAGGUAUGUUAUAAUGUCAGAACACCGGCGCUAAGCGUAGAUCGGCCGCUUGAUCGGGCUUCAAAACGAUGUGAGAAGAAUCUCCAAAAGUUCACAUGUAUCACAUGAUCCAUGAUGCCAUUUUAAGCAUUCACACACUGGUCAUACUUUUAAAUCUCUCUAGUCCCCCCAUAGUCUCACAUGGUUUAAGUCUGAUGUAUAUUGUACAGUGCGGCAGAAAAAGGUAAAGGGGCAGUCACCACAUGUUGGGCGCAAAAAAGCAGGUGUCUUUAUUUCAGCGUGAUCGCCACACCCUGUGUGUAUGAGCUUAGGUAAGGGAGAAUGUGAAUUCUGCCUAAUUGGUAGGAGCCCCUACAACACGCUCACCCAGAAUUCACAGACGCAGACAAGUCCAACUUGCGGGGAGGCCAGGCCACUUGACCGGAAUGAGUCACAAUAGGCUGGGAGGCUGGGGAGGUUGGGGAGGUUGGGCACCCAGUUCCAUGCGCAGCAGCAGAAGGGGCUCCUGCCAGGGUGUCCACGUCCAAAUGGGCAGGCUUCAGACGGUCCACCGUAACCCGGACGGCUUGCCCCUAAUGUCCAGUGUGAAAAACUUGUUCCCAGAUUGUAGCACACGGAAUGGCCCAUCGUAAAGCGGCCGCAGCAGGCCCCAAUGAGCAUCAUGGCGGGCAAAGACAUAUGCGGCCUUGGCCAAACCCUCCGGAACAUGUGUCUGGGGCACCCCAUGCUGAGUCGUGGGCACUGGAACGAAGGCCCCAGUCAAGUCCUGCAGAGCAGAGCGCGCGCAUCCGGCGCACCAAGGAGCUGUGGUGGUGGGCAGGAAGUCCCAAGGCACCCACAGAGUCUGCCCGUAGACUAGCUUAGCCACUGAGGAUUGUAUGUCUGGCUUGAGAGUAGUCUGGAGGCCCAACAAACCCAGGGAAGCCUGUCCACCCAGCCGCCGUCCCUGAGGCUGUCCUGAAGAGCGGCUUUCAGGAAGUGGUGAAAACGCUCACACAACCCAUAGGCCUGCGGAUGGUAGGCCGUGGUACAAUGGAGGGAAAUCCCCAAAACCUGGGCCACUACAGCCCAGAGCUCAGACGUGAACUGAGCUCCACGGUCCAAAGACACAUCAGAUGGAACCCCGAUACGGGACCCCCAACCACCAACAAAAGCCCUGGCCACGUCUGCCAUGGUGGUCCAUGACAAAGAUAUGGCCUCGGGCCACCGAGUAGACCUGUCCACCACCAUUAGCAGGGUUCAUUUUGUUGGGGGAAAACACGGUUCCAUAUGUGUCCUUUUCCUCUUUCAUCUGCUGCUCCCAGAGCACAAGGAACCUUGGAACUGUGAGGAAUGUACACUGAGAACAGACGGAACAUGAGAAUUUUCAUGUUCAAGAUCCUCACGGGCUGUGCCAUUGCUGUACUUUUCGUUUUGAUUGCUAAAAUGUAUCUUUUUGAUCGUGCUGCAAUCCUUUGGGAAAAGCCCAGUGCGGACCUUCGUGACAUCAGCGUGACCACAGGAACGAUAUCACGUGUGAGAAAUUCCACGGCUCUCCUCGUGUCGGCCUACUUGGACAAGCGCUUCUCUUCCAGAACCGUACGCAUCAUUGCCAUCGUGAAGAGAUCCCAGGUGCCUCAAUUCUACUGCCAGUUCUACAAUAGUUCGUGGCUUGCCACCGUUAGGGCCAAGGUCUUGAUUCACCCUGACCACUUCUCCUUCCCUUAUGGUACUGCAUUCAUUAUGUGCCAGAUGCCAAACAUGGCUCAAGUCGCUCCUUACGUCUCUGUAACCACAACAAUGAGCCCAAAACCAGCCGGUCCACUCCUCCGUAUCCGCCCUGUCCAUCGAGACAGGUUACUGACCUACCCCCGCCAGUUCUCGGUCUGCAUUUCCACCUUAUAUGGGAACUACAGCAAUGUCCUACAGUUUGUGCAAUCAUUGGAGAUGUAUCGGAUCCUCGGCGCCCAAAAAGUGUUUGUCUACAAGAGUGACUGCAGCCCCAUACUCCAGAGGGUAUUGGACUACUAUGUUGCUGAGGGCUUUAUUGAAGUCAUUGCUUGGGAUAUUCAGCACUACCUCAGUGUAUCCAGGAGCUGGCUGCCUUCCCUGGAUCCUGGAGACUUGCAUUACUAUGGGCAGGUCACCACCCUGAACGAUUGUGUGUACCGCAAUAUGCCAGAGAGCCGCUAUGUGCUCCUGAAUGACAUCGACGAGGUCGUGGUGCCCAUCCUGCACCGUGAUUGGGCAGAGAUGAUGAACACACUAUCCUCAGCCCACCUCGGAGUGGAAAUCUUCUGGAUUGAGAACAGCGUGUUCCGUACCAGUGUGACUGGUGACACGGGGGAGUUUAACCUUUGGAGCCAGGUGCCCGGUGUCAACAUUCUGCAACACGUACACCGUGAGCCCUACCGGAGGUUCGCCUUCAAUGCAUGCAAAGUGAUUGUGAAUCCACGUGCUGUAGUGUGGACCUCCGUGCACAAAGUCCUCUGGCAUGUAGGAUCCUCCAUGUGGGUGCCUAGCUGCGUAGCACGGCUGCACCACUGCAGGAAAGAUGAUGACAUGAAGGUGAGGGAGAAAGACCUAAUCAGGGACACCACAAUCUGGAAGUACAGCUCCUCUCUCAUUAAGAACGUCAACCAUGUCCUGAAAGAGGCUCUCUGACAGGAACAGAUAGACAAGCAUAAAUCAGGAGCUGGAGAUUCCAACAUAGCCCAACAUAUUUGUUGAUUAUUUUUUUCCCCACAGUGUAGUUACAGUAAUUCAAAAAUCACAUGUUUACAGGUAUCAUUUAAAUACCGACGUCUUCUGUAAUUUUCUUUGCCUGGCUGACAGAAUGUUGCCUGAUUGUGGACUGGUGUUGUGCUACAGGACUGAUACUUGUUGUCUGAAAUUGUUUCCUAUGUGUUCCACUGUACAGCAGAUGUCGCUAUUUUUCAAAAAAAAAAAAAAAAAAUUAAGUAGCAUAUUGGAAUCUGAUACCUCAGAAGAAGGCUGAUUUUUUAAUUAAUUAAAAGUAUUAUUAUUAUUAUUAUUAUUAUUUAUUGUUAUUAUUAUUAUUAGAUAAUUAUUUUCUUUUGUUGGGUGGAGUGGUGGCUCUGAGGCUAGACAUUUGUGCUUGUAAUCAUAAGGUUCUGUGUUUGAAUCCCAUGAAUGUCAGCAGUGAUCCUACUCCAUUGCUUCUUCUUGGGUAUGAUGUUAAUCUACAUCCAGCCUUGCAAGCAGGUUCUCCAACUUAUAGUGAAAAUUUGGGAGUUGGAUUCAGGAUUGGCUCUCCAGUCACCGUAAAAAACUCACACUGUUCCAUUCCAUUCGGACUGGUGUGGUGCUGAGGUCUCACCCACUGUGUGACUGCACUCAGGAUCUCAUCCCUAAGGUGGUUUGUCUUGGUUACAGUGACAUGGUCUAUCAGCACAUACUUCUUACUCUUUUGUUUUUGUGGACUUUAAUAUUUAUGGGCACAGUACAGCAGUAUGACCAAUAUAAGAUUGUUGGCUCAGUUAUCCUCAAAAUUGACUGAGAUGGGAAAAUAUGCAAAUGCUUUCCGAUAACUGGAGGAGACUAAUGUACCAAACGACACAUUACACUGUAUGUAUUCAUGUCAUGCCUCAUCAAACUAUUUAUUUAAUUUUUAUUAAUUAGAGAAUGUUAUUUAAGCAAACUCAUUAAAAGAAACUAUUCUGAUAGGGAAACGUGCAAAUAUAUGUAAAUACGGCUAAUGGUGCACUAUUAGCCAGAGGGCGAUGAAAACAUACCACGUUUUUUGCAUUUAAAAUGCAGUUACAAACAACGGUCUGUUUCUUCAAAUUGAAUUAAUCAAAUUAGUUUCCACUAAUCAGCUGACUUGUAAGCUCAUUUUACUGGCAGUUACAUAGUCCUGUCUUUCUAGAAUACAAGUGCUUUGGACUUGCCGAGAAUGUGAAGUCUGUACUGGCAUUUGAGCAGAUUAAUAUGUUGCGUAAGAACAUUACUGAUUUUGAAAGAAUUAAGGAGUGACAUUUUAUUUUCUUAUUAUUCCUGUAUGAAAUGAUACUGGGUCAUAUUGAAUAAUAGCGGCCAAUGGCGUUUGGUGUGGAAGUGGGAAGAGGGAGGGAAUGUGUUCUCCGGGGGGAGCAUUUAGGCACAGGCGAGAUGGGCAGCUGUGGCAGCAUUUUGUUGGGGGUGGCACUGGGCACCCUGACCAAAAAAGAAAAAAAAAUCGAUUGUGACAUUUACACAAUCUAUUUUCUGUCACUCAUUUGCACGUCAGGCAAACAAGAAUUUCACAACUAGCUACUAGUCCUUUUUUUAUAAUACUAUUGUUUUUUUUUUUUGAAAGACAUAUUUCAAAUUCCUCUUGCAUGUGUUUCAGUGGCAUCAAGGUUAAAUAUAUUGAAAUUUCCAAAAAUGUUCUUUAAAUGCAGGAUCUUAAUUUAUCUCCUGGGCUAAAAUGAUUCUCACUAUAUUCGUCGAGAUUUUAACUAUGUUAGUUAGAACCCUUCUCACUUGAGGAGGAGGGGUCUGUAGGGCAGCGAUUUUCACCCUAUCAGUCGCGACCGAAAUUUGUGUCGCAGCAAGUUCUGAAGGGGUCGCAAGGCAAAGUUGGAAAUGCAAGGAUUUUAAAACCAGCAAGCUCCUAUGCCGAUCCACGAUCAGAUAAAUCAGCCCCAAUCCUUGAACUAACCUAUAAAAACUGGUCUUUGGUCUGCAAAUGCUUAGCGGAAAAUUAAGGAACACUCAACCAAUCCAAGAAGUUAAACCACAGAUACUUAAUUUAAAAUCCACUGGUAACAUCCAAUCGCAUUUGUGCAUUGACAUUGAUUGGCGUAAAAUGCGGAGUGCGCUGCGUGUUUGAUCAUAGAGUUAAUUUAAACCUAUACUUGAUAUAGGGACGCGACUGCGCUGGCAUGGUAAAACCGGGGGUAAAAUCGGGUGCAAAAAAGGCUGAGAACCACUUAGGGUUGUUUGUCCUGCUUUAUGCAUGUAUAUUCAACAUUCUGCUUAUAAAAAUAUUAAUGACUCGUUUGUUGGGUUUGGGUAAAUAAACAUCACUAUCUACAAAAGGGGGGUUUCUGGAGUAAAGAGCACCAGAUGGUUUUGAAUUAUGUCCUCUAUUUCUGAUUUGACUUCAGUUAUACUUUUAAGAUAAAUUGGCUGAAGAACUGUUAGAAUAUUCCUGCUUCGGUUUGGUAUUUUAUACCGCACAACAUUUUUUUUGUAGAUUUUACCAACAAGCUGUUUUGACAUGGAACUCCAAAAUGUUCAUGAUUGAUAUGUUUAUAAAUUUUCUCUACAUAUGUUUUUCGUAUCAAGUCUGUGAAUUAUAUUUUUUUAAUUAUAUUUACUGUUGAAAUUCUGGAAGGUUAUAAUGACUAGAUGUUGACAGAAAUUAUUUAUUUUGUGUUAAGGGUUGAAACACAAUGUAAAUAUUCAUCAAUUGACUUGCGUCCUAUAGAGUAACGUUUGAUUAUACUUAAAACCGAAGGUUCGUAGGAGACGUGGUGGACGUUAGCGGACAUGUUUUACCACGCAUGCGGUAUGCAAACCAAGACAAACCGAUUGCGCUAUAAUUGUAGAAGUUUAGAUAAAUGUGUGUGAUGUUGUAUCUUAAACGUAAAAUGUGAGACACACGGACGUAAGUCGAUAGACAUCUGUACUAUAAGGGAGAAUUUCAGUGAAUAAAUGUGAGAUUUGCAACCCUUUUGUUGUGUAUUUCAAAGAAUAAAGAAGAAGAUUAAAAACAAAAUAGUAAUAAAUAGGGAAUUUGUAGGGAAUAUAACAUGAGAAAGGAAAGCAAAAUAGAACAAAACAAAACAACAAUUUAAUAUAUUUUAUGUAUUUGAUACAAGUUCCAUGGGCACACUGACAUCGCGUAAUAUUUAUUACAAAAAACAAUAUCGCCACUAGGGGGCGACAAAGAAAACCUUUUAGACAAAUCCAUUUUCACCAUACAGUACGUUUUCCAUCAUGCAUGUCAAAGGAACAUCCUGGGUAAAGGAACACUCUCAGUGCCAAAGGUUAUGCUGGUCAUCAAAGACUGUAAACAAUGGUUCAAGUGGCUUAUAUGGUACAAUAGUUUAGAUGGUGCAAUAAUAAUGUAGAAAUUUAAAUUUGAGCACUAUUUACUCUGCACGAGAUUUACCUCUAGAUCUGUGCUGAAUAGUAGUUCUCUGUGUAGUUCUGUGUUGUAUUGUGUGUAGCCUGUAAUAUUUCUGUUUGUUUUGCACAUUGAGCCAGGAGAAACCCAAUUUCGUUCUACCAUGCACUCUCAAACUGUGUGGUACGAAUGACAAUAAAGUUUACUUUGACUUGACUAAAUAUUGUCCCUGGCAUCUUGAUUAAAAAUUGGUUC